AAAUAGUAUCACCAUUAAAAUUUAGGUACAGGCAAUAAAUUUUAGCUGCAAGGUCAUUUGAAUUUUGAAUUUUAACAGCAAUUGAAAAGACUUUUUUUUUUUAACUGCAAAAAUGUCUUGAGCCGAUCCAAAUCCCAUCCCGGACUCGGCUCCGCUAGUGGCUGCUGAGUCUCAAGAAGGUACCAAACUACCCCCAGACAUAGCGUCCCUUGACCGGUCCGACCCAAACCAAAAACGGCCCACAGACAGCGCUGCGGAAGCUGAUCAAGCAAGAAAAGCCAGCCGAUACACACAUAUACGUAUACGAUAAUCCAACGGCUGAGAUGAAAUCAGGAAAAUCAAAAAGCAUUGGCAAGAACAUGGAAGUUGUAGAGAAAAGCUGUCAGCCAGGUCACCCUAUCUUUUCUCGUGCUCGAAAUGAUUCCCUCUCUCUCUCUCUAUUCCAAAUUCUUAAUUUCGUUCAAAUUUCAUUUGCAUUUCAAAUAUUCCCUACUAUAUAUAUACUCAUACUCUUCUCCGGCUGCUCUCGGUAGCCAUCUCUUUCUCUCUUUCUGUCUUUCAUUUUCGUCCUCCAUCGAAUCCAAAGAAAACGCGAGAAAGAGCCCAGGCCAUUUCUGUAGAUUGGCUUGGUUUGUUUUGAUCUUUAUAUUCUCAUCGAUCUUCUCUCAUCUAAGCUUCAUAAAAAAUGGCCGAUGCUGAGGAUAUUCAGCCCCUUGUCUGUGACAAUGGAACUGGAAUGGUGAAGGCUGGGUUUGCUGGUGAUGAUGCUCCCAGGGCAGUGUUUCCCAGUAUAGUUGGAAGACCCAGACACACUGGUGUAAUGGUUGGGAUGGGUCAAAAGGAUGCCUAUGUGGGAGAUGAAGCACAAUCUAAAAGAGGUAUUCUGACCUUGAAAUACCCAAUUGAGCACGGUAUUGUCAGCAACUGGGACGAUAUGGAAAAGAUCUGGCAUCACACUUUCUACAAUGAGCUUCGUGUUGCCCCUGAGGAGCAUCCAGUGCUUCUUACUGAGGCCCCUCUCAACCCCAAGGCCAACAGAGAGAAGAUGACUCAAAUCAUGUUUGAGACCUUUAAUGUGCCUGCAAUGUAUGUUGCCAUCCAGGCCGUUCUUUCCUUGUAUGCCAGUGGUCGUACAACUGGUAUCGUGCUGGAUUCUGGUGAUGGUGUUAGUCACACUGUUCCAAUCUAUGAAGGGUAUGCUCUUCCACAUGCCAUCCUCCGUCUGGACCUUGCUGGUCGGGAUCUCACUGAUGCUUUGAUGAAGAUUCUCACUGAGAGAGGGUAUAUGUUCACCACCACUGCCGAACGGGAAAUUGUCCGUGACAUGAAGGAGAAGCUCGCAUAUGUUGCACUUGACUAUGAGCAGGAACUUGAGACUGCCAAGAGCAGCUCAUCAGUUGAGAAGAACUAUGAGCUUCCUGAUGGCCAGGUCAUCACCAUUGGAGCUGAAAGAUUCCGUUGCCCAGAAGUCCUGUUUCAGCCAUCUCUCAUUGGAAUGGAAGCUGCAGGCAUCCAUGAGACUACUUACAACUCUAUCAUGAAGUGUGAUGUGGAUAUCAGGAAGGACCUUUAUGGUAACAUUGUGCUCAGUGGUGGUUCUACAAUGUUUCCUGGCAUUGCAGACCGUAUGAGCAAAGAGAUCACUGCACUUGCUCCAAGCAGUAUGAAGAUUAAGGUGGUGGCACCACCAGAGAGAAAGUACAGUGUGUGGAUUGGAGGAUCUAUCCUUGCAUCCCUCAGCACCUUCCAGCAGAUGUGGAUUUCCAAGGGUGAAUACGAUGAGUCUGGUCCAUCCAUUGUCCACAGGAAGUGCUUCUAAGUUCUACAAGUGCUUUGAUGGCGGGUUCUUUUUUGCAUUUAGUUGGCUUUUUUCGUGUCAAGUUGUCAUGUGAACUUGAAUAUGGUUGAUAUGGAGAAAUGUUGAGAUGGGGUCCUUGAAAGAUGAUUAUAUUCUGAACUUGAUGUAUCAAAUAGCUUUCCAUCUAUUGCGUUUCAUGUUAUGGCUGCUAGUGAGAGGCUUUAUCUGAAUGGGUCCCUCUGGAAUUGGUGGGCAGGCACUUUGGUACUCAAGUCAUUACUUUCCCUCGAAUCUUUUGUGGUUCAACCAUGUCUUUUUUAGUAGGAUGCUUGUAGCUGGAGAGUGAUUGGGAUGCUUCUUUUUUUUUUUUUUUUUUUCAUCAUUUUUCUUGUUCCAAUAUCUGAAGGUUUUUUUCCCCUGGGAACAUUAAUGUUAAUAGUUAUUGUAUGAGAAAUUUUAUCUAGUGUCAGUUUGCGGUCAUAAACCUUAUGGAAGUUAUAUUUAAUACUUUGUUUGAAUUGAUUUCUGCUCUA
Messenger RNA from Hevea brasiliensis (rubber tree), 2331 nucleotides. Its product is annotated as actin-7. The transcript is spliced from 5 exons. Bases 686 to 1819 code for a protein of 377 amino acids. The record is from RefSeq and is a predicted model, not a curated record. Lineage: Eukaryota; Viridiplantae; Streptophyta; Magnoliopsida; Malpighiales; Euphorbiaceae.